This is a messenger RNA of Mauremys reevesii (Reeves's turtle), 709 nucleotides long. RefSeq lists its product as uncharacterized. The transcript has 4 exons. The record is from RefSeq and is a predicted model, not a curated record. The coding region runs from base 56 to 709 and encodes 217 amino acids. Lineage: Eukaryota; Metazoa; Chordata; Testudines; Geoemydidae.
AGGGCCGUUUGCAUGGCUCUGCACAGAAAGACUCCUCUUACCUUCCCGGGGAAGAAUGGAUGCACCUGCCAGUGAGAGCAGUCAUAGAGAAUGUGGGAAGAUGCCCCACCCAUCACUCACCCACAUCAAGGGGAAGAUACUGGAUCCUGGUAAGAAGAGGGGGAAUUUUUACCUGUCUAGAGAGGAAAAUCACCAAAACUAUCCAACAUGCCAGAAUGAAACUGAUGCACAGCCAUGCAUCCUGACACCAGAAAGGUCAUCAAUUUGCUUUCUCAAUGUCUUUGUGCUUCGUCGUUUCAUUUGGAACAGCAAUCGGUUGUGCCCAUCGAUCUUUAGCACCCUAUAUUCAAUUUUCAUGCAGCUGUUUGCCGUGGUGGAACUAAAAACUUUCUGUGCACCAUGUAGACAAACCUGUAGUCAGUGGAAGAGAGGAAGUGAAGCAGAUAUACCCUGGCCAACAGGAACUGCAAACAUUAGAGUGGAAUGCUCCAUUUCAGAGGAGGAGGACAAGGCAGCACUGGGGCUGUUAAUUGGGAGCAUUUUGCUUCCGGGAAUUGGGAAGGAUUGGGAGAAUAGUAGUUUUAAAAGGAGUCAGUUCAAAAAAAUAGCUUUCAAUGGAAUUGCACAGGAUGUAAAUCAACAUAGAAUUUGGCCCAGAUGUUUAGCUGGGCUUCAACUUAAUAUGGUGUUUUUCACAUCUCCACUCUGA